AUGAUUAGGCAUGGCUUCUUUGACGCCCCAUCGACACUUGACCCGUCCUCGGAGGUCCUGAAGGCCAUGCACGCAUUGUACUGGCGUGGCGGUUUUCUUGGCACCUGCGUCGCGGUGCUGCCACGUGUUUUGGUGACGGCGGGGCACCACUUCAACGCUGUGAAGGAUGACGUGGGCGAUUUCGCCGUGCGCCACCCAGACAUGCCAGAAGCCCGCGUCGAACAUGCGUUGAAGGAUGGGGCCAACGACAUCCUCGUCCUCUGGGUCGACACCGACCUCGAUCACAUCCCCCUGCGUGGUUUUCUCCCCCCUCUCCAGGCGCGUGUCGCCACGGUGUGGCUCUCGACAAAGUGGCCGCACGAGACGAUCGUCUCGCCAGGGGUUGUGAUUGAAAGCACGCUGCUCAGCUGCGUCGCGCGCGGGACGGUGAGCACCAGCGGCUCCAGCGGGGCUCCUGUGAUAGACCACUUUGGGGACCACGUUGUGGGCAUGCACCUCACCUCUAAUACUCGCGAUGGCUCUCGGGUAUCGGGGUUCAUUCCGGCGCGCAAAAUUGUGUCCGUACUUGCGGAAAUGGGUGUCAGCUGCCGUGCGGAUUGA
Molecule: messenger RNA, 600 nt
Organism: Trypanosoma conorhini
Lineage: Eukaryota; Euglenozoa; Kinetoplastea; Trypanosomatida; Trypanosomatidae
Product: putative trypsin-like cysteine/serine peptidase
Exons: 1
Coding region: 1-600 (199 amino acids)
Source: RefSeq, a predicted model, not a curated record